Anopheles aquasalis is the source of this 3145-nucleotide messenger RNA. RefSeq names its product exosome complex exonuclease RRP44-like protein Dis3 (gene Dis3). Lineage: Eukaryota; Metazoa; Arthropoda; Insecta; Diptera; Culicidae. Gene Ontology annotation, biological process: rRNA catabolic process; nuclear mRNA surveillance of mRNA 3'-end processing. The record is from RefSeq and is a predicted model, not a curated record. Gene Ontology annotation, molecular function: endonuclease activity; RNA binding; 3'-5'-RNA exonuclease activity. Gene Ontology annotation, cellular component: nuclear exosome (RNase complex); cytoplasmic exosome (RNase complex).
UGCCGGUUUGGAUCGCCCGGAAUGAUAAGUGGGGUUUUUCAGAAAACACGCUUUCGUACGAACCGGAAAGGAGGAAGAGUUUACGGAUUAAUCUUGUUUGGUUUUGUGUUUAUCCGCGCCUGGAAAAUCCCAGGAAAUCAGCCAUCAUCAUGUUAACAAACAAGGUGUUUAUGAAGAAAACCAAGCGCGGUAACAUUCUAAAGAUUGUCCGCGAACACUACCUGCGCGAUGAUAUUUGGUGCGGUUCCGGUGCCUGUCGAAAGUGCCCGCUCUCGGAGAACGAUAUCGUCCUGGACGGUGCACCAGAGUCGUUAAGCGAAAAGUACGACUUUCCGCACUAUCUGCUGCUGGACACGAACAUCAUCCUCUACCAGAUGGACCUGCUGGAGGAGUCGGUGGUACGGAACGUGAUCAUCCUGAACACCGUACUGGACGAGGUGAAGCAUCGCAGUGCCGUGAUGUACAAGCGGCUGAAAGCGGUCAUCUCGAACCCCAGCCGCAAGUUUUACACCUUCGUGAACGAGCACCACAAGGACACGUACGUUGAGCGCAUGCCGGGAGAAUCGGCCAACGAUCGGAACGAUCGCAUGAUCCGUACGGCAGCCGGGUGGUACGAGAAGCACCUGAAAUCCAGCACGGGACGGGCCCCGCGGAUCGUGCUGCUGUCGGAUGAUAUGGAUAAUCGCCAGAAAGCGAUCGACCAAGGAUUGAUUGCAUGUUCGGCAGCGGACUACAUCAAGACUGCCCGAUCCGAGUAUGCCAAUCUGUUGGAUAAGAUUAGCCAGCGUGAAGGUAGCGGCGAGGCGAAGGAACCACUUUUCCCAUCCCAUCUGACGGCCUCACAGAUCCAUCAAGGCAUCAAGAGCGAGAGCUUGCUGCAGGGUUCUUUUCUGGCUUCGCGGGAAAAUUAUCUCGAAGGGUACGUCCGUGUAGAGGGUAUCGAAAAGCCGGUCCUCAUCCAGGGACGACUAAACUUGAAUCGUGCCGUAGAUGGCGACGUGGUUGCCAUAGAGAUGCUGCCCGAACGCGAAUGGAAAGCACCGAGCGAUGUGGUGCUGGUGGAUGAGCAGAACGAUCCGGGCGAUUUGAUCGAGCCGGAUCCCUCCUUCAGUGCCAAACCGGUGGCAAAGGAACUGCUGGAACCGACCGCCAAGGUGGUUGGCAUCAUUAAGCGCAAGUGGCGACAGUACUGCGGCAUUCUGCUACCGAGCCACAUCCAAGGAACGACGCGGCACAUUUUUGUGCCGGCUGAACGGAAGAUUCCGCGAAUUAGGAUUGAAACGCGGCAAGCGGCGACGUUACUAUCGCAGCGCAUCAUCGUAGCCAUCGAUCAGUGGCCUCGCCAUUCACGCUACCCACAGGGUCACUUUGUGCGCGCACUCGGACCAAUCGGAUCGAAGGAAACGGAAAAUGAAGUCAUUCUGCUGGAGCACGAUGUUCCGCAUAAUCGAUUCUCCGAUGAAGUGCUCGCCUGUCUGCCGCAGCUUCCGUGGGUUAUUACACCGGAAGAUCUUAAGCGACGCGUUGAUCUGCGUGACAUCACGAUCUGCUCAGUGGAUCCACCGGGCUGUACGGAUAUUGACGAUGCGCUGCAUGCUCGUCGUUUGCCGAACGGAAACAUUGAGGUCGGUGUUCACAUUGCAGACGUGAGCCACUUCAUUCGGCCAGGGAAUGCACUGGAUCGUGAAGCGGCCAGCCGUGCUACUACCGUGUAUCUGGUGGAUAAGCGUAUCGACAUGGUACCGGAGCUGCUUAGCUCCAAUCUGUGCUCGUUGCGGGGCGGUGAGGAACGAUUUGCGUUCUCCAGUGUCUGGGAGCUGGAUGACGAUGCGAAUGUGCUGAACGUAAAGUUCCACAAGAGCGUGAUCAAGUCGAAAGAAGCGCUCACAUACGAACAAGCGCAGCUGAUCAUCGAUGAUCGAUCGCAAACCAACGAUGUGGCCGUUUCACUCCGUUUGCUGAACCGUUUGGCGAAGAUCUUGAAGCGCCGACGGACGGAGAAGGGAGCUUUAGUGCUCGCGUCACCGGAAAUCCGCUUUCAUGUCGAUAGCGAAACGCACGAUCCGAUCGAUGUGAAGGCGAAGCAACUGCUCGACACCAACUCGAUGGUGGAGGAGUUUAUGUUACUGGCCAACGUAUCGGUGGCGGAAAAGAUCGAGAGUGAGUUCCCCGAGUGUGCGAUGCUUCGACGCCAUCCCGAACCACCGCAAACCAACUUUGAGCCGCUGGUUAAGGCUGCGCAACAUCAGGGAUUUAAGAUUGUGACGACGGCGGGUAAAGAACUUGCAACCAGUCUGGACGAAGCGGUGAAUCCAAACAAUCCGUACCUCAACACGAUGUUGCGCAUUCUUGCCACACGCUGUAUGAUGCAGGCAGUCUACUUUAUCAGUGGUACGUUGCAGCGUGACGAGUUCUUCCACUACGGUCUGGCUGCACCGAUCUAUACGCACUUUACCUCACCGAUCCGUCGGUAUGCCGAUGUGAUCGUUCAUCGGUUACUGGCCGCUUGCAUUGGAGCGGACUCCACCUAUCCAGAGCUGUUGGACAAAAAGCUCAACUCAAACCUUUGCAACAAUCUGAAUUACCGGAAUCGUAUGGCCCAGUACGCUGGCCGUGCUUCGGUCGCUCUGCACACCCAUCUGUUCUUCCGCAACCGGUCCGAAGAUGAGCAAGCGUUCGUACUGUUUGUGCGCAAGAAUGCACUCCAGAUACUGGUGCCAAAGUACGGGUUCGAGGGAACGAUCUACGUGGCCGGACGGGACAAUCAGGAGAUCAAGAACGGGGUCCGAUUCGUGUACGAUGAGGAGCAGCAAACGCAACGCUGUGGCGAUGUGGUAUUCCGUGCCUUCGAUCCCGUCACCGUGCGGCUGAGUCUUGAUUCAACGAACGUACAACAUGAAAAGCUCGUGUUCGAACUGGUCCGUCCCUACAUCCCUGGGUUCAGUGUUGACUCGGAGGAGUUCAAGGAUGACGCAGCAACAGUUGCCGAAACACCUGCAAAGCGGAAAGGCGAUCCAACACCAAGUAAAACGAAGAAAAGUAAAAAGGGAAAAUAAAGCGAUUAAUCGAUAAUGCGUUUUACGCAACCACUUCAGCAAGCGUCAAGGUUGUAAUAAAUACAACAUCGAAUUGUAAAGUUUGGUUU